AAUGGCCUGAAAUUUGCAGCCUCAGUCAACAAUUUCUCUUUUGCUCUGCCAUCAACAGCAAUGCUUCAAGCACAUUUUUCUGGACAGUCCAGUGGAGUUUACACCACAGAUUUUCCCACCAAGCCACUUGUGGCAUUUAAUUAUACAGGAACACCACCAAAUAUCACUAAUGUGAGCAAUGCCACAAGGGCUGUGGUGUUGCCUUUCAACACAAGUGUGGAGCUGGUGCUUCAGGACACUAGCAUUCUGGGUGCUGAGAGCCACCCUCUCCAUCUACAUGGGUAUAAUUUCUUUAUUGUUGGACGUGGGUUUGGUAACUAUGAUCCAACUAAGGACCCUGCUAAUUUUAAUCUGGUGGAUCCUGCGGAGAGGAACACUGCUGGUAUUCCAGCUGGUGGUUGGAUUGCGAUUCGUUUCUUCGCAGAUAAUCCAGGGGUGUGGUUUAUGCACUGUCACUUGGACAUUCACACAAGCUGGGGGCUAAGGAUGGCGUGGAUCGUUCAGGAUGGGCCGCAACCGAACCAGAAGUUACCACCACCGCCGUCCGAUCUUCCUAAGUGUUGAGUUUGACUGACCAUGUGUCCGGAUUUCCCUCUUCUUUUUUUUCCCUCAUGUUGAGUGAUUGUUAUUGAAUUUUCCUCUUUCAAGGCCUUUAACUUAUAACUACAUAUGAUGAUUAAUGAUCAUAUUCUUUUGCUACAUCCAUGAUCGAGUCAUCAAAAGAAUAACCACGGAUUUUCUCUUUCUCUGUUUAUAUAUCUCAUGGUGUAAUAUUCAAUAUUUAAUGACAUUUUUUUUUUCUUGUU
Messenger RNA from Prunus dulcis (almond), 806 nucleotides. Its product is annotated as laccase-10-like. Gene Ontology annotation, molecular function: copper ion binding; oxidoreductase activity. The record is from RefSeq and is a predicted model, not a curated record. The annotation marks the transcript as partial. Lineage: Eukaryota; Viridiplantae; Streptophyta; Magnoliopsida; Rosales; Rosaceae. The transcript is spliced from 2 exons.